AUGUCCCUCAUCUCUUGGCUCCGGUGGAAUGAGGCCCCAUCCCGGCUGUCGUCCCGGAGCUCAGCUGAGAUGGUGCUGGAGACGCUCAUGAUGGAGCUGGCGGGGCAGAUGCGCGAGGCAGAGAGGCAGCAGCGGGAGCGCAGCCACGCGGUCAGGAAGAUCUGCACCGGCGUGGACUACAGCUGGCUGGCCAGCACGCCCCGGCCCACCUACGACCUCAGCCCCGGCGAGCGGCUGCAGCUGGAGGAUGUCUGCGCCCAGAUCCACCCCUCCUACUGUGGGCCCGCCAUCCUCAGGUUCCGGCAGCUGCUGGCCGAGCACGAGCCCCAGGUGCAGGAGGUGUCCCGGCUCUUCCUCUCGGUGCUGCAGGAAGUCCUGCAGAGGAUGAAGCAGGAGGAGGAGGCCCACAAGCUGACACGGCAGUGGAGCCUGCGGCCCCGCAGCAGCCUGGCCCCCUUCAAGACCCGCGCGCGCAUCUCGCCGUUUGCCAGUGACAUCCGGACCAUCUCGGAGGACGUGGAGCGGGUCGCACCGCCGCUGCCACGGGUCUGGAGCAUGCCCGAGUUCCACGUGCCCAAAGCUGACUGACCCCUGCCACUCCUCUGCCCAGGAGCUGAGCCACCUGCCAGAGAGCCUGAUAGGCACGUGACCUCGUGCGGGUCCAGGAACCUCCCCACCCACCCCUGAUGAGGAGAUCAAAGAGGUGGCCCAAGACACUGCUGUAGGAUGGAGCAACCUCUCCCUGCCCACCCUCUUUCUCUGGCUGAUCCUGGACUUGGAGCUGCAGCAGGAGCCCUCUCUCCCCUGCACCAGUAUCCCUCCAGGAGCGCCCCUUCCCUGCCUCACAGAGACUCAAUGGCCCCAUCCCCAUCCCUUCUUCGGUCCGGAAGGGGGAGAGUUGCCUGCCUUUUUGCCCAGACCUAGGUUCUCAUCUCAACUUCAAGAUGUCCCAUAAACCCCCUCUCCCCAGGUGAGGGACCUGUUGGAUAGUGUCCGUUCUUUGCUAGGACUGGCUAAUCUCACCACUGCAGGUGGGUUACAGCCUUAUGGGUGGCAGAGCCAGAAGGAACCACAGAGACUAUGAGAUCAACUCUCUACAGCUAGUGAAUGAGGAAACAGGCUCAGAGAGGUACAGCUUCUUCUGCCUUAAAAUGCAGCCAUGUCCCUGUGUGCAGUGACAUUGUUUCUGUACUAAUAGUCUCUGGCCCAGAGUCCUUGAGUCCUGUGCUAUGAUGGGACAGGUCCAAAGGCUAUAUCUCUACCUGCCUGCAGUCUGAUCCAUCUCUCACCGUGGCGCUGGCAUGGGGGUCUUAGUUGCUCUCCAAGAAAGGUAGCUGGGGGUGUCAUCACGUGGUUGUGGCCAUUCCCCAGCAACUCCUGCCAGAGGCUAAGCUUCAAGGCCUUCAGACUUGCUGCCCUAGAGAGCCAGGUCUCUCAACUCCCAGGUUUCUUCUGUUUCUGGUCACACCUGCUCUCUUGCUUUCCCUGGAAAGUAAGAUUCCCGAACUUCUAACUUACCUCAAGGCACCUGAGUGAAACGUUCCACAAGAGCUUCCUACAGGCUUCACUGGCCUCCCGUUUUCUGACAUGGUUAGAUCUUGAUGAUGGGCCUGUGGAUUAUCCAAUGCAUGGAUCAUCCAUGGCAAAUCUGGAAGGCCAGGUGGCCUCCCCGCACACUCUGGGGCUGAAGUGGGGUUUAAGGGGAUGCUUGGUGGAUCUGUCUACCCCCAACUACCAGUGUGUCCUCAGAAAAUGCAAAUGGAUCUUAACAGUACUGUAAAUAAAAUGCCAGGAGGAUGUAAAUCAACAUGGGGAGAAUUGUAUUUUCCCUGACCUAGCUCAAUGGGGAAAAAAAACUAUUUUUUUAAUGAUCUGUUUUGAAUUAUUCUCACUUGGCUGUGAACAGAGAAUCGUACGGUGGUGGAAACGCUCUCAUCCAACGCUAUAGAGAUGAAGGAGUUGGUUGGCUUAUUAACAUAAUUGGUGGAAACUGAAAAUCACAAGUAAAAAUAUACACCUUAAACAUCUUACAUAUUUUAGAGCUAUAAAAAGGUUCAUUCAGUUGGCAAACUUGAUGUAGGUCCAGGCUCUGUUCACUUUUUUGUGACAUGUACGUGUUGUCUAACAAGAAUUCUACACUUGUUUUAUUGGUUUGCGUGUGAUUUAACCAGAACUGUAAGAACAACUGGCCUAAACAAGUUUUGGAAUAAGCAGAAGCGACCCUUGUAAGCAGACAACGAGAUUGGUAGGGAAAGUGUUGGGGGAACACUGAAAAAAGCCUGCCUACAAGCGGUGGGCCUUCUGGGAGCCCUGGAUGUGCGUCAGCCACGGGUCACCUGGAACAGGUGCACAGGAGGCUGGUGAGGAGAACGCCUACGUUUUCUCUCCCUCCUACCACCUUACACGUAGCUAUUCUCCCCAAGCAAAAGGAAGAUCUGAGGCUUUUAAUGUGUUGUUCAUUUUUAAGUUUAAAUAACCAGCCGCCCAUGAAAACCUUCCCUGCCAACCUCAGUCAUGACGGACAGAACCCAACAGCCCCCUCACACACCAGCUGUCCUGCUACAGCCGAUCCCAGCUGGUGGCACCCAGACUCAUGGGGCUCCAGAAGCUGUUCCUCUGGAUUCAGUUUGUUAAACGGACUAUCGAUGUCUGCUUCCAUUUCUCUUUUAAAACCUCAAUAACAAUUAAAAAAGAAAAUUUGAGAGUC
Molecule: messenger RNA, 2707 nt
Organism: Galeopterus variegatus (Sunda flying lemur)
Lineage: Eukaryota; Metazoa; Chordata; Mammalia; Dermoptera; Cynocephalidae
Gene: RD3
Product: retinal degeneration 3
Exons: 2
Coding region: 1-588 (195 amino acids)
Source: RefSeq, a predicted model, not a curated record